UCAAAUCCCCACAAAAUCUCAUUUCCCCCAAAAUCCCCAAAAUGCCCCAACUCGCCGAGGCCUACGCCUGCGUGCCGUCGACGGAGCGCGGCCGGGGGAUCCUGAUCUCCGGCGAUCCCAAAUCCAACCGGCUCCUCUACACCAAUGGCAGAUCCGUGAUCAUCAUGAACCUCGACAACCCUCUCGACGUCGCCGUCUACGCGGAGCACGCCUACCCGGCCACCGUCGCCAGAUUCUCCCCCAACGGCGAGUGGAUCGCGUCCGCCGACGUCUCCGGCACCGUCAGGAUCUGGGGGACCCACAACGAUUUCGUCCUCAAGAACGAGUUCAAGGUCCUCUCGGGUCGGAUCGACGACCUCCAGUGGUCCGCCGACGGAAUGAGGAUCGUCGCCUGCGGCGAAGGCAAAGGGAAGUCGCUUGUCCGCGCCUUCAUGUGGGAUUCUGGGUCUACUGUGGGGGAUUUCGAUGGGCAUUCGAAACGGGUUUUGAGCUGUUGUUUCAAGCCAACCAGACCCUUUCGCAUUGUCACAUGCGGUGAGGAUUUCCUGGUCAAUUUCUAUGAAGGGCCUCCUUUCAAAUUCAAGCAGUCUCACAGGGAUCACUCGAAUUUUGUGAACUGUGUAAGGUACUCUCCAGAUGGGAGUAAGUUUAUCACUGUAAGCUCAGAUAAGAAGGGUCUUAUGUUUGAUGGGAAGACUGCGGAGAAGAUCGGAGAGCUUUCAUCCGAAGAUGGCCACAAAGGCAGCAUUUAUGCUCUUAGCUGGAGUCCUGAUGGCAAACAGAUUCUGACUGUGUCCGCUGACAAGUCGGCGAAAGUAUGGGAUAUAUGUGAGGAUGGUAAUGGGAAGGUGAAUAAAACAUUGACAUGUCCUGGAUCAGGUGGAGUGGAUGACAUGCUUGUUGGCGGCCUAUGGCAGAAUGAUCAUAUAGUUACUGUUUCACUUGGAGGCAUGAUCAGUAUAUUCUCAGCAAGUGACCUUGAUAAAACCCCAAUAUCGCUAUUUGGACACAUGAAGAAUAUUACUUCAUUGGCUGUCCUAAAGAAUGACCCAAAACUUAUAUUGUCUACCAGCUAUGAUGGUCUAAUUGUUAAGUGGGUUCAAGGCGUUGGAUAUAGUGGAAAAUUACAAAGGAAGGAGACUUCUCAAAUAAAAUGUUUUGCAGCUGUUGAAGAAGAAAUUGUUUCAUCUGGAUUUGACAAUACGGUGUGGAGAGUUCCAUUACAGGGUGAUCAAUGUGGAGAUGCAGAAUCUGUUGAUGUUGGUAGUCAGCCGAAGGACAUAAGCCAUGCUCUUCAGUCUCCUGAACUUGUUUUGGUUUCAAUUGAUUCAGGAGCUGUCUUGCUUCGUGGCAGCAAAGUAGUGUCAACUAUUAACCUUGGGUUUACUGUCACAGCAUCUGCUAUUGCACCAGAUGGUAGUGAAGCUAUCAUUGGUGGGCAGGAUGGCAAACUGCAUAUAUAUUCUAUAGCAGGUGAUACACUUACGGAAGAGGCUGUACUAGAGAAACAUCGGGGUGCUAUCAGUGUCAUACGUUACUCUCCAGAUGUUUCAAUGAUUGCAUCAGGAGAUUUGAACCGAGAAGCUGUCAUCUGGGAUCGUGCCUCCCGAGAGGUCAAGCUUAAGAAUAUGUUGUACCAUACUGCUCGAAUAAACUGCCUUGCUUGGUCUCCCGAUAACAGCAUGGUUGCUACUGGAUCACUUGACACAUGUGUCAUUAUAUAUGAAGUUGACAAGCCUGCAUCCAGCCGUGUAACCAUCAAGGGUGCUCAUUUGGGCGGGGUGUAUGGGAUAGCUUUCACCGAUGAGCACACAGUCGUAAGCUCUGGCGAGGAUGCCUUUGUUCGUGUGUGGAGGUUGACUCCACAAUAGAGAAUUUGUAGGCUUUCUGGAGGUUAUCAAACCAACAAUGAAGAAGUUGAUGGAUUUCCUGGUUAUUUGCGAGUUUACCCUGUAAGGGUGAGAAGGAUUGCAGUUUGGAGUUGUUUCUACUUGCUAUUUAUAAAAAGUUGGUGGAUUUCAAAUGUGAUGUUUGUUUCUUGUAUGUCUAGUUUGGUCAUUGAAUUUUGCAAAGGUUUGAAGAGAUAUCUUGGCUUUGUAAACCUCCAGAGUUUUGAACCAUAGAAGCCAUUGAGUGGUAGCUGCAGGACAGCAAUCUAGAUCCUUGACAUGACGAUCAAUGCAGAAGUAGAAGAUCAAACUGAAUUUCAGAUGUAUCCCUUUUCCGUUUUCUCCCUUUCAAUGAAACUUUUCUUUCCUGGG
Messenger RNA from Rosa rugosa (rugosa rose), 2261 nucleotides. RefSeq names its product actin-interacting protein 1-2. The record is from RefSeq and is a predicted model, not a curated record. Gene Ontology annotation, molecular function: actin filament binding. NCBI's taxonomy places the organism in Eukaryota, Viridiplantae, Streptophyta, Magnoliopsida, Rosales, Rosaceae. Gene Ontology annotation, cellular component: cortical actin cytoskeleton. The coding region runs from base 42 to 1871 and encodes 609 amino acids. The transcript has 6 exons. Gene Ontology annotation, biological process: actin filament depolymerization; positive regulation of actin filament depolymerization.